Python bivittatus (Burmese python) is the source of this 3046-nucleotide messenger RNA. The record is from RefSeq and is a predicted model, not a curated record. NCBI's taxonomy places the organism in Eukaryota, Metazoa, Chordata, Lepidosauria, Squamata, Pythonidae.
AGCUACAGGUUUUACCACCCGGUCAGAUAUUGGUCCUGCCCGAGACGCUAAUGACCCUGUGGAUGAUCGUCAUGCCCCACCAGGGAAGAGAACUGUUGGGGAUCAGAUGAAGAAAAACCAGGCAGCUGAUGAUGAUGAUGAAGAUCUGAAUGAUACAAAUUACGAUGAGUUCAAUGGAUAUGCUGGAAGCUUGUUCUCCAGUGGGCCUUAUGAAAAAGAUGAUGAAGAAGCAGAUGCAAUUUAUGCUGCUUUGGAUAAAAGGAUGGAUGAAAGAAGAAAGGAGAGAAGAGAACAGCGAGAGAAAGAGGAGAUUGAAAAGUACCGAAUGGAACGGCCGAAAAUUCAGCAGCAGUUCUCAGAUCUGAAAAGAAAACUGGCUGAAGUUACUGAAGAAGAAUGGCUAAGUAUUCCUGAAGUUGGUGAUGCUAGGAAUAAGCGUCAAAGGAAUCCACGUUAUGAAAAACUGACUCCUGUUCCAGACAGUUUCUUUGCGAAGCAUUUGCAGUCGGGGGAGAAUCACACAUCUGUGGAUCCCCGGCAGACGCAAUUUGGUGGUCUGAAUACCCCUUACCCAGGGGGCUUAAACACUCCUUAUCCAGGAGGAAUGACACCGGGGCUAAUGACUCCUGGGACAGGAGAGCUGGAUAUGAGGAAGAUUGGACAAGCUAGAAACACCUUGAUGGAUAUGCGUCUCAGCCAGGUGUCCGACUCGGUGAGCGGCCAAACCGUGGUGGAUCCCAAAGGGUACCUCACUGAUUUAAAUUCCAUGAUUCCAACACAUGGUGGAGACAUCAAUGACAUCAAGAAAGCACGCUUACUUCUAAAAUCCGUGCGAGAGACUAACCCUCACCACCCACCAGCCUGGAUAGCUUCAGCACGCUUGGAAGAGGUGACGGGGAAACUGCAGGUAGCUCGAAAUCUCAUCAUGAAAGGGACCGAAAUGUGUCCCAAGAGUGAAGAUGUGUGGUUGGAGGCUGCACGCUUGCAGCCUGGAGAUACCGCCAAGGCUGUGGUGGCUCAGGCAGUCCGUCACCUUCCACAGUCGGUCCGGAUUUAUAUCAGAGCCGCCGAGUUGGAGACUGAUAUUCGAGCAAAGAAGCGGGUCCUUCGGAAAGGUGAGACAGGUCCACGGAGGGAAGCUUCAGCUGGUUUGGAAGGCAGCACCUGGUUGCUACCUGGGACCAAUAGCUGGCUUGGAUCCUUAUCUGCUUGCCAGUUUCACUCAGGCCCUGGUGCUUGUCUUUAAUGCCUCCAUAGCUUAGCAUCAGGAGACUUGCUGUGUGUUUACUUCUACCCCAGGUGCCUAAUUUGAGAUGGAAGCUCUUCUCCAGUUGCCCCACUACCUUACAGGGAUGGCAACUGGGGAAAGGGAUAUCCUGGUUGGAGUGUUUAGACCUUCCCCUAGGAAAGUUCAGGGCACAUCCACUUCGUUGUUGUGCCAGUAUUCCUUUAGGGACUUUGAGAUCUUUAAAGCCAGUGGAAGUUGAAAAUCCAGUUCCCGGACGCUCUAAUGAGCAUGGCUAGUAGGAAGGGAUGAUGGGAGAUGCAGUUCAGUAACACCUAGAGGACCAGGUGUGUGUGGCUUCUUUAAGGCUUUUGCAUCACUGGACUGUAUAUUAAUUGUUGGAUUCCUCACCAGCAAUAAUGGUUGGCCUUAAUUACAGUCAGCAUUAGUGGAAGCACAUCUCUUGAUGUUGUUUAAAAAUUCUUGGCCUCUGACUCCAGGGGUGGAGCUGGGUUCCUAUAGCUUUCGGAGAGAUUGGUCUAGAUUGCUUAGCAUUGGAGUCCACAACUUCCACUGGCUUGAGGACCUGGCUAGGCUUUGCAUGGCAUGUCAAGGGUCCACUCCACAGUGGGUGAGGCUGGGUUUGAGCGAAAGAGCAGCGCUCUUAAGGGGUGAAAUGGAUGUGUUGAGUCUCUACAAGGCAUAAGAGAUCAGUUUCGUCCGUAUAGAACUACCACCCCCCCCAAUGCAAAAAGAAAAGAUCAACCCCCCCCACUUACUCUAGAGGAGCUCUGCUUGUGGGCCAUGCUCUUCGCAUUCCACCUUAGGAGGUGUUAUGAUCUCUCUUUUAGAUUCUGAUUUAAUCAUAGGCACAGACCUGUAAUUGCGAGCAAGAUAUUAAUAUGGACAAAUUGAACAAAGCACUCAGGUGGCAUUUCUUUUGUAUGAUAUUGGUUGGGUAUGAGGCGGUGUGUGACGAAAGAAAGAAAGAAAGAAAGAAAGAAAGAAAGAAAGAAAGAAAGAAAGAAAGAAAGAAAGAAAGAAAGAAAAAAUCCAUAGCAUGUGAGGCCUGCUUCUUGAUGUGUGAAAACUGAACGCUCCGGUUGCGAGAACAUGCCGUCUAAGCCCGUCAUUCUGCAUUUUACAGUCUCUUGAAGAGUCUCCUAUUGCAGCUCUAAGCGUGAUGGAAGACAGUUUCCAUCCAACUAAUCAGAACAUUGUCACGAUAAAUUUUCGAGAGUAUCCUCACAGCCCGAGGAUAAUAGCACAGUCAUUAUUGUUUGUUGGCCAUUACGGGCAUAAUUGAAGUCACAGCACCAGCUUGGUAUUUUAAGAGUGGAGUGAAACGCUAUUGCUGUUUUGCAUUAAGAACUGUCUAGCAGCUUUUCUGUUUUUUUUCCUCUCGCCAAAUGUUGACUCUAUUUUUUGAUGGGUUUGGAGAAAUACCAAGACAAGGAUACAGAAAACUUCCAGUUUCAAACAAUAAAUUAAAAGGAGAGGAUGGGUGUAUUUUCAGAGUCAGCAACUGUGAUUUGGUUCUGAAUCGUGCCCCGUACAGAUUGCCCUCUCUUUGCUUGCCCAUCCUUUUUGCAUUGUGAGCUAUAAAAGGGGGAGGUUGGCGAUGAUCCCUGAGAGAGAGCAGGAUGCAUGAAGUGUGAAUGUACAGGUAGUCCUUGCUUAACAACCAUUUGUUUAGUGACUGUUUGAAGCUACAACGGUACUAAAAUAAUGACUUAUCUCCUGUGCCCAUUAUGACCGUCCCAGCACCCCCGUGGUCAUGUGAUCACAAUCCAGGUGCUUGGCAACCAGCUUGCACUUAUG